AUGGCGGUCACGACAUCACCAUCUUAUCAUGGAUCGCCGAUUCAUGACGGAUUUGCCACAAUCCGUGCGCCAAGAAGCCGUAUAAAAAUAAGAAAUCUCGUCGAACCAAAUAAUGCUACCAAUCUACCUCAGAGGCAUUCCGAGUAUUUCACUCUGCAAAGGAAUUCCACGAAUAAGUUUUUGGACAGCAGCGUGGUAGUGCAAUACACGAACGAUGAAUCAGUGAGUAACAGCAAUGACACAGACAAGCCAUUGCGACUUAGCUUUACAGAACCUAUUUAUGCCAAAGUAACUCCACCACAUUCCAAAAGUAACUCUCCAGUGAAACGUUUGAACGGCAAACAAUACUUCCACUACGACUCCAUAGAUACGAAACCACGGCGACGCUUAAAAAGCUUAGAGUUCACUUCGGGAACGGAUCAGGUGGAUGAGAAAAAGGGUACGGCACUCUUAAGUAACGGAGAACGCCAGCUGCCCGAACAGCAUGUAGCGAAUCAGGACAACUCUGAGCAGCAUUCCGUGCGCACGGAUACUACGGGAUCAUCCGUUGACUACAGAAAGAGACAUACAGACCGUGAUAAUUGUUCAGAAUCGUCGUCAUACCUCACCGACAACGAUAGGCCUAUUUCCAGCUACAGCGACAAUUCCACAAUACCGUCCACAGACACGGAAGACGUGUUAAGAGAUCUACCGAACAAGUCUAGAUUCCACAAGUCGCCGCAGAAAUUUGCCACAUUAAAUACGCGAAGGCCAAAAUUUAUCGACCUCAAACCACCAAGCCUCAAAGAGAACCAAUUCUACGGAAGUCUACAAAGGAAUAAAAUGGGCUAUCAUUCUGAACCGAACACGCCUCUUUCGGGAGAACGGAUUGACUUGGGCGAUGAAUCAAGUUUACUUGAUCAAGUCCAACAAAUACCGCGAAUGCCUUUGCAAAAUAAUAGAAAUGGUUUUAGAAGGUCGAUCAGCGAGAACAAUGGUUUUUCUAAGAGACUUAAUUACAGGCAUUCUUUUAGUGCCGACUAUAGGCCACAACCUGUUAUAAAAAGACCCCAUAAGUGUUGUGAAUGCAUUACUGGAAUACCCGCUGAGGAAGAGGACAAAAAAACGACAAGAACAUUGGGAACACUGCAUGAAGCUCAAGACCCUAAAGUGGGUUGCCAAACAAUAUUAAGAUCGAAACCACCAAUACCAUGGUGGGAACUGGCUAUUAAAAAGUCCCGAUAUAAAAGCUGCCCAAUUCUUGAAGAGGCACACGUGGUGUCCGCCUUCGAACAGAGCCUUUCGAAUAUGACGCAGCGUCUGCAGCAACUUACCGCCACGGCCGAGAGAAAGGACUCGGAGCUAACGGAACUUCGUCAGACGAUCGAGUUACUCCGAAAGCAGUCAAUCCAGGCCGGGCUGACAACGGCGCAUAUGCAGUCAAUGGGAAUACGGGCCGAUGGCGUCAAUGUUACGGGACAGGAACCCCCGACCACACAAGCUCAACAGUCAUCGCCGCAGCGUAAUGCUCAAACCGGAAAUGGAGCGAUUACACGCCACCUGUCUACCGACAGUGUGUCCAGUAUUAAUAGCCUUAGCAGCGGAUCAUCUAUGCCACACGAUAAAAAGCAUAAGAAGAAAGGAUGGCUGCGAUCAUCAUUUACAAAGGCGUUUUCAAGGAACGCGAAGAUAUCUAAAACGGCCAAGCACUCAUCUCUCGGGCAGCUGUCGUCUCAAGACAGUUCCUCGGGAUCCCACCAUUACGACGACCCUCACAUAAUCCGCGAGGGGAGCAACGAGAACAGCCUGGAACAUUCCCAUGAAGUACUACCCGACACGAAGGACAAGGCAAUAUGUCCUAAUUCUAAGACUGAUGAACAAGCCAAAGAUAAACCAGAUGACUCCGGAUUAGUAGACGAAUUAAAGAGACAGUUGAGGGAAAAGGAUUUGGUGCUGACUGACAUCAGACUCGAAGCAUUGAGUUCAGCCCAUCAACUAGAAAGCCUUAAAGAUACUGUUAUUAAAAUGAGGAACGAGAUGCUGAACCUUAAGCAGAACAACGAGCGUCUGCAGCGGUUAGUGACGUCACGGUCGCUCGCCGGCAGCCAGAGUUCGUUGCCCGCCGCGGACGACCCGAGGCGAUUCAGCCUCGCCGAUCAGCCGGCCUUACACCAGGCGUCGAUGGACAUGCAUUCGCAGCAACUCGAUCUGGAUUUCAACUGCACACUCACGUCGACACCUAACAUCGACUUCUCGAAGAAAGGCUCGCCGAAGUCCAGCAUGGAGCCGAUAUACGGGAACAAGGCCGUGUGCGAACUGAACGAGAACAGCGAAGCGAUUUUGAGCGCCCUCAACGGUUCCAGUGACAUAUUCACGAACGGGCGAAACAAUGGCGAGAGACUUAGUGGCGACUACGACAUCAAUACGGUCCUACCGCCGCCAAAGAGCAGGGAAUUGGCUAUCGGAGAGAGCUAUUCUGAUAUUGGUGUAGCCGACAGCCAAGGCGACACGACGGACGGCAAGAAGAUAGCGAUCGCGGUGUACUUGGGCCAGCCGGAGACGUUCCAGAGGUACUUCGAGGAGGUGCAGGACACGCUGACCGAGUCCGAGUGCCGGUUCUACGCGAAGCAGUCCGCGGCCGCGUUCAACCACUUCGAGAAGCAGCCGAGCUACGACUCGCCGAGGGCCUCGCAGAGCCACAGCCCCGAGACGGAGGCGCCGGACUACGCGCCCGCCAACAAGUCGAACACGAACAGCCUGAAGAGCAACAAGUCGACGCACAGCGGCUCGUACAAGAACGUGUACAACAGCGACUCGACGGUGAACAGCAACGAGUUCACGAUCGCCUACACGUACAUAUCCGGGAAGACGACGUGGCAGAACCUGGACUACAUAGUGAGGAAGACGUUCAAGGACUACCUGUCCCGGAUAGAUCCGGGCACGAAUUUGGGCCUGAACACGGACUCGAUAACGUCGUACCACCUGGGGGAGGCUACCAGGGGACCGGAGAUCGGUUUCCCGGAACUGCUGCCUUGUGGCUAUAUCAUUGGCACAGUUAAUACCCUGUACAUUUGCCUGCAGGGUGUUGGCAGUUUGGCUUUCGAUAGUCUCAUACCAAAAAAUAUUGUUUAUAGGUACGUUUCACUGUUAUCUGAACACCGAAGAGUUAUACUUUGCGGACCCAGUGGCACGGGAAAAUCUUAUUUAGCAGCAAAAUUGGCGGAAUUCUAUGUACAACGUACGCAGAGGAGAGGAAAUCCCGCUGAAGCAGUGGCAACGUUCAACGUGGACCGUAAGUCGUGCAACGAGCUGCGCGCGUACCUGGCCAACAUCGCGGAGCAGUGCGGCGCGGCGGCGGCGGGCGAGGAGGCGGUGCUGCCCUCCGUGGUCGUGCUGGACAACUUGCAGCACGCCUCCGCCCUGGGGGACGCCUUCACCGGCCUCCUGCCGCCCGACAACAGGAACAUGCCCGUCAUCAUAGGCACGAUGUCCCAAGCUACAUGCAACACCACAAACCUCCAACUGCACCACAACUUCAGGUGGCUCCUCACCGCAAACCACAUGGAACCGGUCAAAGGUUUCUUGGCGAGAUACCUCCGACGGAAGCUGUUCUCGCUGGAACUUCGGCUGGGUCGCCGCGAGCCCGCUCUAGCCGCGGUACUGGAGUGGUUGCCUGGUGUCUGGUCGACCCUGAAUGCGUUCCUGGAAGCGCACUCCUCCAGUGACGUCACCGUGGGCCCGCGACUAUUCCUCGCCUGCCCCAUGGACUUGGAAGCCAGCCAGGCGUGGUUCGCGGACGUGUGGAACUACAGCAUAGUUCCGUACGCGUCGGAGGCGGUGCGCGAGGGCGUCGCCCUGUACGGGCGGCGGCGGCACGCGGCGGUCGAUCCGCUGCAGCACGUCAAGUCGUCGUACCCGUGGCGGGAACCAAAUCAUUCGCACACUUUAAGAUCCAUAACAGUCGAGGAGAUGAGCAUUGAAGAAGCAAACCAGGAGGCGAACAGAAACAACAAUCAAGAUCCACUGUUGAACAUGUUAAUGCGACUGCAAGAAGCAGCCAACUACAGCGGUAACCAAAGCCAAGAUUCGGACAACGCAAGUAUGGACUCGAAUCUCACACACGACAGCUCCAUGGGCAACGAGCUU
Messenger RNA from Iphiclides podalirius (scarce swallowtail), 4125 nucleotides. Lineage: Eukaryota; Metazoa; Arthropoda; Insecta; Lepidoptera; Papilionidae. The record is from the annotation of a GenBank genome assembly.